CAGGCUUCUGAACGAAAAUCACACACAGAAUCUUCAGUGCAAGAGUUUGUGCAAGCUCAAGAGGAAAAUGAAGUCUGCUGCAGUUUUUGUUGCAGUUGCAUGUCUACUCCUUGCAUAUGUACAAGGACAACCAAGGAUCAAUUCAAGGAGGUGUUUGUGUCAGGGUCCUGUGGUUAACGCAGUUCGUCUACACCGAAUUGAUAAGAUUGAAUUGUAUCCUGCAAGUGCAACUUGUCCGAAUGUGGAAAUUGUUGUCACUCUGAAGAACGGUGCAGGACAAAAAUGUCUGAACCCAGAUUCUGAAUUUACUCAGAACUACAUCAAGAGAGCCAUUAAAAAAAGGAAUGCAGAAUAAAGCAAGUGCUGUGAUGCUACUGAACUGAUGUGAAACAAUCCUGUUUGCAUGUCAACAUUUUCAAUUCCUGAACUGAUAAAGCUUGUCUUAACUAA
Messenger RNA from Pangasianodon hypophthalmus (striped catfish), 450 nucleotides. RefSeq names its product C-X-C motif chemokine 11-6. The transcript is spliced from 4 exons. Gene Ontology annotation, molecular function: chemokine activity; CXCR chemokine receptor binding. NCBI's taxonomy places the organism in Eukaryota, Metazoa, Chordata, Actinopteri, Siluriformes, Pangasiidae. Gene Ontology annotation, cellular component: extracellular region. The coding region runs from base 68 to 355 and encodes 95 amino acids. Gene Ontology annotation, biological process: antimicrobial humoral immune response mediated by antimicrobial peptide; inflammatory response; chemokine-mediated signaling pathway. The record is from RefSeq and is a predicted model, not a curated record.